This is a messenger RNA of Drosophila obscura, 1210 nucleotides long. RefSeq names its product cold shock-induced protein TIR1. The transcript has a single exon. NCBI's taxonomy places the organism in Eukaryota, Metazoa, Arthropoda, Insecta, Diptera, Drosophilidae. Gene Ontology annotation, molecular function: chitin binding. The coding region runs from base 48 to 1016 and encodes 322 amino acids. Gene Ontology annotation, cellular component: extracellular region. The record is from RefSeq and is a predicted model, not a curated record.
AUCAAGUAACGAGAACCUAAACGAAAUUAAAACACAAACUGCUCAAAAUGUUGAAGCUUCCCCUGCUCCCGGGCACCGCUGUGGCGGUGGUCCUGCUGCUGGCAUCCGCCAGCGCCUACAAAGUACCCUCCUUGUGCCGCCAGAGCGGCUACUUUGCCCUUGUGGAUAACACGCCCGAGUUCUAUGCCUGUCGUGCCAUUCCUGCUGGAGGCUACUCCCUGCAGCUGCUGCGCUGUUCGGCCGGCGCCGUCUUCAGCUCCAAGGCUGGCCAAUGCAUGGAAGUGUCGGACUUGUCGCUGCUGGCACGAGACGGUGGCAACAUUGAGAAUCCAACGAUUCCGCCCAGCAAUUUGGAUGAUAGCACCAGCACCUCGGCAAAGCCGGCUGACAGAACCACCGAAGCGCCGAUCCCAACCAAGGAAGCCGCGGGAGAGACCUCGGAGGAACCGGCUGUGGAAACCACUGAAUCGACGAUCACCACCGAUGGGGUCUCCACGGAUACCACGGAGAAGCCGGCUGAUGUGACCACUGAUGCCCCAAUUAGUACCGAUGCACCCUCCUCAACCGAUGCACCUUCCUCAACCGAUGCACCCUCCUCAACCGAUGCACCCUCCUCAACCGAUGCACCCUCUAGCGAUGGUUCUUCCACUGCUGACCCAUCCACCGACGAACCCUCUUCGGAUACCUCAGAGAAUCCGGCUGAUGUGACCACUGAUUCGAAUAUCAGUACCGAUGAAACCCCCUCUACCGAUGAACCCUCUUCAGAUGUCACGAACUCCACCGAUGAUGAUGAUGAUGGCACUGGCACUGCCUCCACCGACGACGGCACAUCCGCCACCGAGGUGCUCGAUUGUCCCUCCGCAGGCUUCUUCCCCAAGGAUCAGAGCUGCAACGAGUUCGUCAUUUGCUACGACGAUGGCAAGGAUCUGCACUCGGUCGUCUACAAGUGUCCCGGCGAUAUGCAGUUCGAUCCUUUGGUUUCCUACUGUUCCAACGAUUACGACUGCACAGCCUAGAAGAAGAGAGAGAGAGAGUCGCAGAGAGUCGCUCAUAGGGCCAGAGCAAGAGCUAGUGGAAGAGAGAGAGAGAGAGAGAGAACAGAAGCAAUAAAACUAUCCUCGAUGCUCGUUUGUAAACCCCAAACUGUACUCCAUUUUUUUUUUGUUACAUUUUUUUUUUCUGUUGAGUGAAUAAAUUGUAUAAUAAUUAA